This is a messenger RNA of Bradysia coprophila, 1367 nucleotides long. RefSeq lists its product as uncharacterized. The record is from RefSeq and is a predicted model, not a curated record. Lineage: Eukaryota; Metazoa; Arthropoda; Insecta; Diptera; Sciaridae. Gene Ontology annotation, molecular function: protein binding. Gene Ontology annotation, cellular component: extracellular matrix.
CAGAUUUGGAUCGAUAGGAACGAAUAAAUAAAAUGAGCUCGGACGUAAGUUAAUUCUCAUUUCAAAGUUAUCCAGCACUCGUUGUACACUGUGUCAUUAUGACUUUAAAGACUACAACACUUAAAUGUUUCGCCAGUAUUCUGCUACUGCUAUGCCAAUUCGCAUUCAACAAUGGCGUGGAAAUAAAAUGUUUAUCGAAUAGCACCGAUACUUGUGAGGUGCACGAACCAAUCGAUGGCAACGAUGAAUCGUUUACAGUGGUCACUACUUCAGAACAAGAUCAGAGCACUAUCACAGCACUUCGUUUGUCAAGUUUGUCUGAAGUAAUUCCGAGCGUUCUCUUUCAACGUUUUCCAGACAUUAAAUUUGCUAGUUUCCAACCGGAUGUCAAAACGAUAGCACAAACUCAUUUCCGAGAUGCCAAGAAUUUAUUCUAUUUGAAAUUGGAUGGAAACCAUUUGAAAGUUGUUCCUAAAGAAGUCUUUGCCAGUGCUACGAAACUACAUAUCGUGGACUUGAGUUCGAAUGCUAUAACUGACGUCGAAGAUUAUGCUUUUUCAGGAGCGACAGAUUUGAAUUGUGUUAUGUUGAGCAAAAAUAAUUUGACGAUAAUUCGAAAGAACACAUUCGCUGGCGCACCUAAACUAACCCGAAUUGAAUUGGAGGAAAAUCAGAUCGCAGUGGUGGAAGAGGGAGCUUUCGACAUUCCAACUUUGAAGGAACUUUUCUUCGAAUCGAAUCGAAUGAAACAACUGCACGAUAACAUUUUCAGUAACGCACCGAAUUUGGAAAUUGCAUAUUUCGGUGGAAACGGAAUGACCGACAUCGGUCAAGCAUUUUACAAUUUGAAAAACCUAGUAUCGAUCGGCUUCCGUAAUAGUCAACUGCAGAAUGUCGAUCUUUAUGCUCUUGUGAAAUCCAAUCCGAAUUUACAGGACAUUUACUUAGAACAAUCUGGAUAUCAAUUUCCGAGUGUUCCACAAAAAGGUGACGUGUUGACAAAUGAUUUAAGUUUGUUUCUCACCAACAACAGCAUUUCCAAUACCAACGUUCUGGAGCAUCUGGAGGUCUUUCAAAAUCUAGAAUAUCUCGACAUUGCUUUCAACAAUAUCAUUCAAAUCGAUGGAAUCGAGACGAUUAAACAGAAAUUUCCGAAAUUAGUUCAUUUGUUGUAUCCCGGAAAUCCAUUGAAAUGUUCUUGGGUCGAGUCGACACAAUUCGAUAGAAAUUUAUGGUUUGUUCCGGUGUAUCAUGAAUUCAACACUGCUGAUUAUGAACAGGUUGAUGGAAUUUAUUGUAAGAAAUAGAUCACAAAAUUCAAUUAACACUUUAAUAUGAAGAAUAAAGCGAGGAAUAAUGACGAUUUG